Phacochoerus africanus (Common warthog) is the source of this 2577-nucleotide messenger RNA. It is a transcript of the gene RASSF4, whose product is annotated as Ras association domain family member 4. The transcript has 11 exons. The coding region runs from base 152 to 1117 and encodes 321 amino acids. Lineage: Eukaryota; Metazoa; Chordata; Mammalia; Artiodactyla; Suidae. Gene Ontology annotation, biological process: signal transduction. The record is from RefSeq and is a predicted model, not a curated record.
GGCGGGCCCGACUCUCCAAGCUGGAGAGAACAGGGCAGUAGGCGCUGCGGAGGCACCUCGGGUGACUGCGAGGCAAGGCACUGGCAGCGGCUUCUGGACAGCGCAAUGAGUGGACGCAGGUGACUUCCAGGUCUGCAGACGAGAGGAGAAGAUGAAGGAAGAUUGUCCACCCACUUCUCACGUGCCCAUCAGUGACAGCAAGUCCAUUCUGAAGUCGGAGCUCUUAAGCCUGCUGAAAACCUACAACUGCUACCACGAGGGCAGAAGCUUUCAGCUGAGACACAGAGAGGAAGAAGGGGCUCUGAUCAUCGAGGGGCUCCUCAACAUCUCCUGGGGACUGAGGCGGCCCAUCCGGCUCCAGAUACAGGAUGACAGGGAGCGCGUGCAUCUCUCCUCAGCCUCCUGGACACCCGGACGGUCCAGCUUCCACCCAAAGGAGCCACCUCUUCAGGAUGGCAAAGUCACUGCCCAGGAACCAAGUACCCAGGCCGAGCACACGGAGGAGAGGUCCAAAGACAGCUCAGAGCCCCUGGAGGAGGACGAGGAGACCCCACAGCUGAUGCGGACUAAGAGCGACGCAGCCUGUGUGAUCCAGAGGAGGCCCAGGUGCCGCGCACCUGGUGAAGCCCAGAGGAUCCGGAGACAUCGGUUCUCCAUCAACGGGCACUUUUACAACCACAAGACCUCCGUGUUUACUCCAGCCUAUGGGUCCAUGACCAACGUGAGAGUCAACAGCACCAUGACGACCCUGCAGGUGCUCACAUUGCUGCUGAACAAGUUCCGAGUGGAAAAUGGCCCCAGUGAGUUCGCACUCUACAUUGUUCACGAGUCUGGGGAGCGGACAAAAUUAAAAGACAGUGAGUACCCUCUGAUUUCCAGAAUCCUGCAUGGGCCAUGUGAGAAGAUUGCCAGGAUAUUCCUGAUGGAAGCCGACUUGGGCGAGGAAGUCCCCCACGAUGUCGCUCAGUACAUUAAGUUUGAAAUGCCGGUGCUGGACAGUUUUGUUGAAAAAUUAAAAGAAGAGGAGGAAAGAGAAAUAAUCAAACUGACCAUGAAGUUCCAAGCCCUGCGUCUGACCAUGCUCCAGCGCCUGGAGCAGCUGGUAGAAGCCAAGUAGCCCACCAGUGCCAGCCUCUUCCGAAGCCCCCAGGAGCCAGUGCACCCUAAGUGCUGAUGGCUGGGCCCUGAUUGGUCACACCAGCUGAGGAGCGCAGCACCAGUGCUUCUACCUGUCCACCUGCCUGGGUACUGUGGGGCCCAUGUUCCUGGCUCUUGGCCCCAAGGUGAACACUCACAGGGCCCAGACCCAAGCCUGAGGAGCCAGGAACUUGCUGGGUGGGGUCUGCAUGAGAGACUACCCUGAGCUGUGAGCAGCCCUGAAGCUGUGACAUGGGCCAUUAUGUAGUUGGAUGGCCUGGCCAGUCCUGUUCACGCCACACCUCUCCUGUUUAGGAGAACAGAAUGUGACAUAGCUUCUGGGGAUGGAGUUUCUGGGCACCAUCUACUUUCUCAGUGCCCAGCCCAGGGCUUCUGAAGAACUGCCAACCCUAAUCCUCACCAAGCAUGUGAACCACUAGACCCCUAUUUGCCCUCACCUCAUGCUGCCACUCAGAAACUCUGCUGGGAAAAGAGAGGGCUGCCAGCAGGUGUGGUGUGCAAUGCUCCCAACCAUCACUUCACCAGGAAUACCUGGCCCUCAAGCCUCCAGUGUCACUCCAUGAGCCUCACAUAGCCCAGCACCCUGGAGGCAGAGGUCAGACCAGGAAUAAGGCCACCAGAAGCCCAUCUUUUGUCUGCAGCACUCACUCAGAACUUCCUCAGCUAGACCUGAAGAAAUUCUUGUGAGGAGCUAGCUGCAGGAAAUGUGACAAUUUGAACACAUGGAGGAGGUGACUCCUAUGGCAUUGAAAGGCUGCUGCCCAGGUAGCUGAGAGUCCAGGAACUGUCCAGGAACUCUUGGGCAGUGGCUUGGGGAAGCCAUGUUCGGCCCCAUCGCUGAUCUCCCUUAGACACCUGUGUGCCUCUUGUCCCCUCUGAGUGUGAAUUGUCCCCUCUCAAUACUCCCAUCAAAGAGGUGCCUCAAGGAAAAAUGUCUGUUCAAGGAGAAAGGGCUUUAAAAUCCCUGGGGCCAGAUACUGAACAGUUUGGCUUUGCCAGCUGAUGGAAAAUUUCUGGAAUGAAUGAUUUGGUCUUUGCAAAAUUAUGCAACAGUUUAUAUCAGUCAUGUGAAGUGUUUAUCCAAAACAGAGCAAGCUGGAGACCAAGUUCUCCCACUGGGACCUGUGAAUAGUGAAUUUAAAGGGGAAAACUGUAAGGUCCCCAAUAUAGGGGAGAUUCCAUCCCAGCCUCCUGGGACAUCUCCUCACCAGCACCCUCAGAGAGCAGAGCUUGGGAGCAGCUGUGCCAUUUGAACCCACUGUUCAGGGUGAAGUUCAUACCAUGACUGCCCCAACUGUCUUCACAGAGGCAUGUGCAGAGAUGGCCAGGGGAGGCCCCCCACAGUUUCUGUCUUCUCUGCUCUCCUUUGGAGGCAUAGUUUCUUAGGUACUCAAUAAAAUUGUGCUGUAUUGAACUGAA